AUGGAGUCGCGGUCCCAGAAGAAGAAGAGGGUUGUUGCUCUGACAGCCAUCAGUGCGAGCGUUGCCGCAGACGCAAGAUCAGAUGCAGUGGCGAUUUGGGCCAAGGCCAACCCUGUACGAACUGUUUCGUCCCACAACAUCCCCCUCAAGCCCGAUACCACUUCUACCAUCGGCUACUCCGUCAAUGAUGCCCGACACGCCAACGGAACCAUCAUUCCCUACGGCCAACACCUUGGGGCUGUUGGUGUCAGCGACCAUCGUAGUUACCCUUACGGUCACCAUCAAGCCCCGCCGCCGACUAGUCAUAAACAGGACUUCCCUGCCACAGCCACUUACGCGUCGGCUCCCAACCCCUACGGCGAUCUUACCGCUGUUGGUGUGGGCAGUCAGUUUGCUGAUUAUACGGCAGCGGGGCACCCGCCGGUGCAUGCCAUGGCUCAUGAGAUUGUGGGCAUGGUUCCUAGUUGGAGUUCUAGAAAAACUACUCCUUAUGGCGGUUCCCCCAGCUUUUCCUUCUCCGGUACUGCGUCCCUACCCACCACUAGUACCGGCGCCGAUCGCUUGUUGCCAAACCCCACAGCCAGAACCGGUACCUCCCGCUCCUCCCUCCCUUAUGCCGGCGGCACAGCCAUGAAGACCUCUUUCCAACCAGGAGUAUCGAGCCCCCCCGCCAAUGUCGCUGCUUCUGCAACUGCCUACGGCGGCUUUGAUGGUCUUCCCGCGUCUUACGGAUCAAUUCGCGAAGUUGAGGGAGAGAAUUGCGAAGGCGCAAAAGCUUCUGGAGGAGGCGGAUGCUAA
Messenger RNA from Neurospora tetraspora, 798 nucleotides. RefSeq lists its product as uncharacterized. Lineage: Eukaryota; Fungi; Ascomycota; Sordariomycetes; Sordariales; Sordariaceae. The coding region runs from base 1 to 798 and encodes 265 amino acids. The transcript is spliced from 4 exons. The record is from RefSeq and is a predicted model, not a curated record.